This is a messenger RNA of Galendromus occidentalis (western predatory mite), 1582 nucleotides long. RefSeq names its product Pseudouridine synthase 1 (gene Pus1). The record is from RefSeq and is a predicted model, not a curated record. Bases 1 to 1362 code for a protein of 453 amino acids. Gene Ontology annotation, biological process: mRNA pseudouridine synthesis; tRNA pseudouridine synthesis. Gene Ontology annotation, molecular function: pseudouridine synthase activity; RNA binding. The transcript has 6 exons. Gene Ontology annotation, cellular component: nucleus. NCBI's taxonomy places the organism in Eukaryota, Metazoa, Arthropoda, Arachnida, Mesostigmata, Phytoseiidae.
AUGCUGUGCGCCGAAAUCGUGAGGAAUCGACCCGCGAAGUUCUUCGACCUGUGUCGUUUAGUUCCGCUGAGAUCCUGGUGCACUUCGAUUAUGCCGGAACUUGCUGAGAAACGUGAAGCUGAGUCGGGGGUCGUGGAAGUUACAGAAAAUCAGGCGAAGAAGCCGAAAUUGGAUGAGAAAGACAGGACCUAUCUCACCCAAGCGUCCGAAGCUAUAGUAAUGAAUAAUGCUCCCCAGGUGACAGCGGACGGUUCGGCGGAGACGAAAGCCACCGAACAGAAAUGGAAGUUAAAGAAAUUCGCAAUGUGCCUUACUUAUUGUGGUAAAGGCUAUUUGGGACUUCAGAAGAAUCCGGGUUUCAAGACGAUAGAGGGAGAUUUGCUCGAAGCAUGCGUGAAAGCCGGCGUCAUAACGCCGGAGAGCGCCGAAUACCCACAGGGCAUAUCCUUCCAGAGGGCUGCAAGAACUGACAAAGGUGUCUCUGCCGCCCGUCAAAUUCUCUCGCUGAAGCUGCCUACCACGAAAGAGCCACCCGAAGAAAUGGUCAGGAAGAUCAAUGAGCACCUGGUAGAUCAGAUUCGGGUCAUAGGACUCAAACGCGUAACUAAGAACUUCAAUUCGAAGAACAAUGCCGACGCGAGAACGUACCUCUACAUUUGCCCCACCUUUGCAUUCACACCACACGAUCAGGUUGUCAAUGAGAGUUAUCGGCUGCCAUCCGAAAGAGUGGAAGAGAUCAAUCGGCUCUUGAAGAUGUACAUCGGUUGCCAUAAUUUCCAUAAUUUCACGUCCGGCAAACUAUACACAGAAGCUUCUGCUAAGAGAGUCUUGUUCGAAGUGGACUGCAGUUCGCCGUUCAUGGUCGGCAAGCUUGAAUACGUCCAGUUCCGUCUGAAGGGACAGAGCUUUAUGCUUCACCAGAUCAGGAAAAUGGUCGGAACGAUUAUUGGCAUCAUGAGGGGAUACACGACAGAGGCUUUCAUCACGAGAGCCUUCGGCCCUGAGAAGUUGGACGUCCCGAAAGCCCCUCCCCUGGGCCUGAUGCUGGAUACUGUACACUAUACGCGGUACGACGACCGCUAUGGUGGCGACGGGUCUCACGAGACGAUAACUUGGGAAGAAUACCAGGAUGUGGUUCAUAACUUCAAGGUUAAGCACAUCCUGCCGAAUAUAUGGGAUACUGAGGAAAAUGGAGAGAGCAUGAUAGGGUGGCUCGCUGAUCUCGAUAUUUGUACCUUCGACUUGGCCCGGGUUCACGAGUCAGUCCCGAAGACUGUCCAGGACGCACCGGAGGACGAUGUCCACAGCGAUGACGAAUCAGAUGUCGAAGGACAUGCAGACACUGACGACAAGCUCCUCUGAAUAAUUGUCUAUGUGAGACAGACUGUUGGUAGUUUUCCGGUAGGGGAAUGGAGGCUCAUUCUCGUUCUCUUAUCGCGCAUACUCGACCUUGGAGUCACUGGACCCAUCCAGAGUAGGAGUGGCGGGAAAAUUUUCCCUCUUCGCAACGAGACCGUGACAGACGACUCGGAAUCUCGCGUCAAUGAUAAUAAAUGAGAGGAUCGGAGAUAGAUUCUCCAGC